Molecule: messenger RNA, 717 nt
Organism: Torulaspora globosa
Lineage: Eukaryota; Fungi; Ascomycota; Saccharomycetes; Saccharomycetales; Saccharomycetaceae
Gene: RRP40
Product: exosome non-catalytic core subunit RRP40
Exons: 1
Coding region: 1-717 (238 amino acids)
Biological process (GO): exonucleolytic trimming to generate mature 3'-end of 5.8S rRNA from tricistronic rRNA transcript (SSU-rRNA, 5.8S rRNA, LSU-rRNA); nuclear polyadenylation-dependent rRNA catabolic process; TRAMP-dependent tRNA surveillance pathway
Cellular component (GO): cytoplasmic exosome (RNase complex); nuclear exosome (RNase complex)
Molecular function (GO): RNA binding
Source: RefSeq, a predicted model, not a curated record
AUGCCUGCGCUCAUAUUUCCCGGCGAUAAGCUGAAUAUCGAUAGUCAGAAGCCCACCUCUCUUGGUCCGGGACUGUAUUACGACCCAGUAACGCAAGAGAUAGAACCAACAAAUGCUGGGAUAGAGGUGGUUACUGAGACGAAGAGGGGCCAAACGGCGUACGUUGAGUUCAAUUCGAAGAGAUAUAUACCUGCAGUCGGGGACUACGUGAUCGGGGUGAUAGUGGGCCAGUUUUCGGACAGCUAUAAAGUGUCGCUUUCCAGUUUCUCAUCUAGCGUUACGCUGUCAUACAUGGCUUUCCCCAACGCCUCCAAGAAGAAUAAGCCAACGCUGAAGAUUGGCGAUUUGGUCUACGCCAGGGUCUGUGCGGCCGAAAAGGAGUUGGAAGCUGAAAUAGAAUGUCUUGAUUCCACCACGGGAAAAGAUGCCGGGUUCGGACUGCUGGAGGGGGGAAUGGUUGCGGAGGUGUCGCCGGCCUUUGCUCGCUGUAUGCUUUUCGAUCAAAAGUUUCCUUUCCUGAAAAUGCUCUCAAACUUCACGCAGUUCGAAGUCGCCAUCGGCGUAAACGGCAAGAUAUGGUUCAAGUGCGACGAGUUGAGAAACACGCUAGCGUGCUAUAGAUCAAUCCUAGACUGUCAGAAAAUACCCGUGGCGCAAUACAAGGAUACGAUAAAAACGCAUUUCAAGAAUAUAGUGAACGCUGCUACUGGUAGGUGA